Molecule: messenger RNA, 1688 nt
Organism: Salvia miltiorrhiza (redroot sage)
Lineage: Eukaryota; Viridiplantae; Streptophyta; Magnoliopsida; Lamiales; Lamiaceae
Product: light-inducible protein CPRF2-like
Exons: 6
Coding region: 212-1456 (414 amino acids)
Biological process (GO): regulation of DNA-templated transcription
Molecular function (GO): DNA-binding transcription factor activity
Source: RefSeq, a predicted model, not a curated record
AUUUGUUGCCAAAGAAUUAUAUCUUGAUCUUUACCAUAUAAAAAUAUUUUCUUACUUAAAUGCUUAAUCUAACUUUAGAUUUUGUGAUAUUUACUGGAAAGUAAAAGUCGACUGCUAUUUAUUUUACACAAGCAAUAAAGGCACCCGUCUAUUAAUUCCUUUUCUUUUUUCCUUCUUUCCAUUGGUUGAGAGAGAGAGGAGAGAGAGAGAGAUGGACAGCGUUUUCUCAGUUGAUGACAUAUCUGACGGAUUCUGGUCGCCGCACGCGCCUCCCGUUUUCCUUCACGCCGAUGCUGACGGAGAGCAGCCGACCUCCUCCGCCGCCGCAGGGAUGAAUCGCAGCGCAUCGGAAUGGGCAUUCCAGCGGUUCCUGCAGGAAGCCACCUCACCCGAUCACAACAUCACCACCUUGCCAACCGAUGACGUCGUUAAGAUCAAAGCCAACCAUCACCAUCGAAACGAUAAUCAGCAGCAGCCGCAGCCGGCGGCGGCACCCCAGCUCAAUAUUAGGAUCGAUCCAGAGGAGUAUCAGGCACUCCUGAAAAGCCGCCUCGAGUUGGCUUGUGCCGCCGUCGCUUUGACUCGAGCAACUAAUGGCAAGGCUCUCGAAUCUGAUGCAGCGAUUGCGGCUGAUAUUGGCUCUCAGGUUUCAAAUUCGGCAUCUAGUAAAGCAAAUGGAAGGGACUCAUCAAAGAUACAAGUUGAGGAUUUUAGUGAAACAGUUGGUGUACCAACCGUUCUCUCGAUUUCAACGAAAUCUGUUGCUCAAGUGAGGUCCACAACAAGUGGCUCUUCUGGAGAUCAGUCCGAUGAUGAUGAAGCAGAAACUGAGGCUACUCAGAAUAUGGACCCUGCUGACGCAAAGCGCAUGAGAAGAAUGAUUUCAAAUAGAGAAUCAGCUCGACGCUCAAGAAGGAGGAAGCAGGCACAUAUGUCUGAGCGUGAGACACAGGUCUCUCAAUUAAGAGUUGAAAAUGCAUCCUUGCUCAAGCGCUUUACUGACAUAAACCAAAAGUACAGUGAAUCAGCUGUUGACAAUAGAGUUCUGAAGGCUGAUGUUGAAACCCUGAGAGCUAAGGUGAAAAUGGCGGAAGAAAGUGUGAAAAGAGUAACAGGUUUGAACUCACUAUUCCAUGCUAUGUCUGAAAUAUCCACGACAGGCAUGCAAUCCUUCGCUCGCAGUCCUGAAACAUCAGCAGAUGCUGCUGUGCCAAUACAAGAUCAGCGUUAUUAUCAAUCCCCUUCUAAUAAUCACUUAACUAACCUUAGAAUUCAAAACAAUGAGGUCGAGAUUCUGCCAGCGGAGAAUGUACCACCAAACGCGACUGCAGCCAUUGGGGGUAACAAGAUGGGAAGAAGCGUUCCUAUGCAGAGACUGGGUAACUUGGACCAUAUGCAGAAUCACAGCCGUGAAGGAACAAUUUCCUCUGGUACUCGAGGAGCUCGAGAACAGUAAGGCUUCAUCGAAGAUGGUGACAGUGAUGCUCUCAGCAGAGCUGGCCCUUAGCUAUCUAAGACUUUGUAACAGUGAUGCUCUCAGCAGAGCUGGCCCUUAGCUAUCUAAGACUUUGUUGUUUCUUUGUAUGGAAGAAAACUCAUUCUUGCCUUCAUUUUUUUGUGUGAAAGUUGCCGCUGCAAUUGAUUCAUAAUUCUAAUUAGUUUCUAAAUUCUAAAGUAUAUUUCAUGUA